AUGACUUUCCUGGAGAGAAUCCGCAGUGAAAAGAAUCAACAGAAUGUUGUCAUCUUCACGGUGUACAUCUCGAUGCUCUUGAAUUUCUUUUUACUUACGGUAGUUGGUGAGUCAUUUACCUUAAUCUUCAUAACUCGAUUAUUUUUUUAUUAUCCAUGUCAUAACUUUAGUCCCAAUUUUGCCAAACCAUUUAUUGCUACUUAACAACGAAACUGAAUAUCUCCAAGCCUCAUUGCAUCGAGAUAACGAAUCUACAUUUGAUUAUGAAGACUACCAUGAAGCCUUUGCCUCCAAUAACAUCCCUUUGGCAGUUCUGAUGAGCUCAAAGGCGAUAGCUCAGAUUCCAACAAGCGUCAUCGUUUCAUGGAUUACUUAUCGGUAAGUUUCCAUAACAAUAAUUACACUAAAUAUCUUAAGAAUUGGCUAUGACAUUCCCUUGUUUGUUGGAUUUGUCAUCUUCACCAUCUCCUCGCUUCUUUUUGCUUACAGUGAGACCUACAAUAUGCUACUGAUUGCCCGGUCUCUCAGUGGAAUUGGCUGUGGAUUUGGAGCUACAGCUGGAUUAGGAAUGUUGGCCAACGCCUUCCCCGACUAUAAGAAGAGAACCCGAGCCAUGGCCAUUGUUUUUAGCGGGAUUGCAAUCGGCACUUUGCUUGGCCCAGUCCUCGGAGGGAUCCUUUAUCGUUACGGUGGGAUCGUUCUGCCAUUCACUCUGCUGGCUGGAGUCUCAUUCUUUGUUGGACUAGUUCAAUUGGUCGUUUUGCCACCUAAAGUCAGCAAAGUCAGACCAGAGCACACCAAUUAUUGGGAUCUGUUGAGCGACCCCUAUCUGAUGUUGACAGCCACCGCAAUCUUCAUGAACAACUUUUCUUUCUCUGCUCUCGAGCCAACAAUGCCAUUAUGGAUGUUGGAAGUAUGGGGAUCCUCCUCAGUGGAUCAGGGAUUGGCUUUCUUUCCCAGCUCCGUUUCCUAUAUCAUCUGGACUUACUGUAACAAACACGUCGUCAAAUUUAUGGGGCAAUGGAAAUGUGCAUUGCUUGGAUUCGUUGUACUGGGAGUUUGUCUCAUUGUGGUAAGUUUACAGGGUGUACCAAAAAAAUGGAAACUUGUUUUUAUAGCUAUAUUUUUUCGGGGAAUCAAAAUUUAGCAAAAGUAACGGUCAUGAUUGGUAACAUAGAGCAUUGUUUAUAACAUGUUCAAUCUGUUUCACAGUGGCUGCCUUUAGUGGCGAUAUAGAGCUCCAAACGUGACGUAAAAUUUUGGGGUCCGGGCCGCAGCUUUUUAAGGGGGAAAUCGGUCCCGUUCUUGGCGCAUCAUUUACUUUGCGGCUCCAAACUUUUGUGGAGCAUAGUACAGGUGCUGCCCUUCUAUUUAAAAAAAUAUGUAGUCCAUUGGAUUCAGAUCUGGCGAGCAGGCGGCCAUUUCGCAGGCGGGACAAAAUCGGGAAAAUCGGUCCCAUUUCGGGUCCUGAGUCGAUUUUGCCUUGUGAGCCGGCGCUGAGUCCUGUUGAAACCCCAAGUUUGCAUUGCCAAGGUUCUGCUGAGCUCACGGAAGCACGACAAAAUAGAAAUUAACGCGGCGCUAGUAUUUUGUCCCAUUUAUUCACGAAAACCCUGGAAUUCUUGCCGCUGGCACAAAUUCCGCCUUAAGCAAUGACGACCCGGAUUUUGGUGGUAUUUGACGAUGGCCAACAAGCUAGGAGCCUCACUGAAGCAGAUUCUAUCGUUCUGGUGGUUGUGUAUCCGCUAAAUAUUAAACCGCGAACUGAAUGCGCUCACGUCUCGGAGCUGCGGCCCACCCGUUUCACUUUCCGACAUUUUUGCGCUGUAUGCACUUUCACUCGACUUUAAAGAUCUGAAUUUUUUAGAGCUUGUAUGACAUGAGGUUGAGCUCGCCUUUGACUAUUCGGCCGAGCGAUAGGUCGCUGAUGUCAGUCUCAAGGGCUAGUUUUUCUUGAAAAUCGCGGAUUUUGCUGUGGGGGAUCUUUCGGUUGAAAGAAGCGCUGGCGGUGCGUUUUCUUUCACUUCCUGGGCGCUUACUAUCCGUAUCAAGCUCCUUGGGCCUCGUGAUUACUUUCGACACAACGUUCUUUCUAUACCGAGCAAAUUAACUUUUCGAACAGCUCCAAAAACAAGUCCAAAAUCGAGGUCCCUUUGUUUGAAGUUCAAAAAAGACCUCGAUUAAUCGAUAUGGGCGUAAAAAUCAAAACACUAGGACAGAAAAACACAGAGAAUUUUGUAGUAAUAAACUUCUUUGGCUACACCUAACCAUUUUCGCGUCAGGACAAAUGAAAAAAAAGUUUCCAUUUUUUUGGUACACCCUGUAUCAUCAUGAAUUUCUACACCACAUAUUUUAUAUUAUCCUUGGCGAAAUUUCAGCUCCCAUUCUCUCCCAAUCUUUGUUCCCUUCUGGUUGUCUCAGCAUUCCUGGGCAUGGGUUUUGGUCUUGUUGGUUUAAAUAUGUUCCCCUUGAUGGGUCAUAUAGCAGACCUCCGGCACACUCAAAUUUAUGGCUCGGUUUAUGCAAUUUCCGACGUUUCCUGCUCUCUGGCCUUUGUCUCCGGUCCAAUUGCGGGUGGUCCGGCGGUCAGAUAUCUAGGAUUCACCACGUAAGUCUACUGUGCAAACCGUUACAUUACGUAAUACUAGCCAUUAAUUACCUUAAACUUUAUUAAUAUUACGUGCGAUAUAAUUUUUGCAGAAUGCUCUUCUUUUUGGGUAUGGUGAACUUUGCCUUCGCUCCACUCAUGAUUUUCCUGCGAAAACUGGAAAAGACAAAACACAAAAACAUGUUGGCCGCCUGGAGUUCGGCCGCGAUUGUCCCAGAAAUCCCGGUGAUUUCAGAAAAGACCAAAAAUUUUGGUAAUUAG
This is a messenger RNA of Bursaphelenchus xylophilus (pine wood nematode), 2869 nucleotides long. The record is from the annotation of a GenBank genome assembly. NCBI's taxonomy places the organism in Eukaryota, Metazoa, Nematoda, Chromadorea, Rhabditida, Aphelenchoididae.